Ilex paraguariensis (yerba mate) is the source of this 1122-nucleotide messenger RNA. The record is from the annotation of a GenBank genome assembly. Lineage: Eukaryota; Viridiplantae; Streptophyta; Magnoliopsida; Aquifoliales; Aquifoliaceae.
AGACCUUUUGUCUCGCGAAGUUUUAUCUUCACAGCGCUUAUCACUCCUCCACCACAAGCUCAACCACCAACCAGUCAUCAUGCCAGGUCCCGUCGUCGAGGAAGUUGAAGCCGAGAAGAAGCUUCAGAACAAUGAGCCAGUGAUCGAGGACGUGAAAGAAGAAGAUGACCACGAAGACGACGCUGAAGAUUCUGACGAUGAUGACGAUGACAAGGAAGAUGGUGCUCAAGGUACCAACGAGAGUUCAAAGCAGAGCAGAAGUGAGAAGAAGAGUCGAAAGGCGAUGUUGAAGCUGGGCAUGAAGCCUGUUACUGGUGUUAGUAGGGUCACCAUAAAGAGAACCAAAAAUGUAUUAUUUUUCAUAUCUAAGCCUGAUGUAUUUAAAAGCCCAAAUUCUGAGACCUAUGUCAUCUUUGGAGAGGCGAAGAUAGAGGAUUUGAGCUCUCAGCUGCAGACUCAGGCUGCCCGACAGUUCAGUAUGCCAGACGUGGGAUCUGUAACGACAAAGCCAGAGAUUUCCACCGCAGCAGCUCAGGCUGAUGAGGAAGAGGAAGAGAUUGAUGAGACAGGGGUGGAGCCGCGUGACAUUGAUUUGGUGAUGACACAGGCAGGGGUCUCAAGGGGAAAGGCUGUCAAGGCUCUCAAGACUCACAGUGGAGACAUAGUUAGUGCUAUUAUGGAGCUGACUACUUAGGUAGGAUCUUUUAUUGAUCUUGAAGUGUUGCUCUCUGUUGACGGAGUUUUGGAAAUGAUCAUACUACUUUAAUCAUCGUUGGUACAUUAAACCCCCUUACUGGGUAGUUUUAUUUCAUUCUUUUCUUUUUGUUUGGAAUUGCAAAGAAGGCUUUAUGUGCUUUUCUAUUACUGGUUUUGCCUUCAUUAAAGGAUUAUAUGAUACCACGGAUGAGAGUUUGUAAUGCUUGAUAAAAUGGUUGACACUUGCUAUACUUGCAUUCCUAUUAUUCAUCACCAUAGGAGCUGACCUAGUUGGUUGACCAUCCCUUUCGUUUUGUUUUACUUGUUAGACCAAUGUGCUGUGUAUCUGCAUUGGAUUGCCGAUGAGAGGUCUAGUGGCAUGGCUUGCUUAGAUUGAAGAGUAUAAGAAUUAUAACAUGACUGCUG